This is a messenger RNA of Aspergillus calidoustus, 3171 nucleotides long. The record is from the annotation of a GenBank genome assembly. Lineage: Eukaryota; Fungi; Ascomycota; Eurotiomycetes; Eurotiales; Aspergillaceae.
AUGGCGCCCAAAUCCCAUCCAAGGCCCUUUCGGCGGCCGGAGAUCCAGCUCUACCCUGCUGCGCACGAGACGGGGUACAUCCGCACUCUGCCCGAGGUCGUCGAGUUCAAUGCAAAGGAGAACCCGGACCAUGUCUUUUGUUUGCAGGCGAAGAAGAAUCCAGCUGGUUCGGUUCCGUCGCUUAUUUCCGUGACGAAUGUCCAGCUCAGAGAUGCUAUUGCGCACUGCGCGGAUUGGCUGCGGUCUAGUAUUCAGCUCCAGCUCCCCACUGCCUCCGAGGAUGGGACUAUCAGGAAAGGCGCACCCGUCGCGCUCCUCUUGGAGAGCGAUCUCGGGCUGUGGAUCUACGAGAUGGCUCUCUUGGGUCUCGGGGUUCCAGUGCUGUUGAUCUCUACCAGACUGAGCACCACCGCUGUGGCCAGUCUUGUUGAGCGCACCUCUGCAUGUGCAAUCCUCGCCUCACGACGCCUCGAAGCCACCGCGCGCGAAGCAGCACAUGGAAUCCCUAUACGCUCACCACUGUCAAUCGAAACCCUCCUCUCGCACCCCCCACAAUCAAAUCCAACCCCCAACAUCUGCCACCCACACCACUACAUCGACGAAUCCGACCGGAACGUCGUAAUCCUGCACUCAUCCGGCACAACGGGCCUCCCCAAACCAAUCUACGUUUCCCACCGCCACCUACUCUCCUAUGUGAACAACCACUGGCUGCACGACGAGGCCCAAGCGCAGGGCAUCAGUGUCUCGACUCUCCCGCUCUACCACGGCUUCGGGUACGUCGCGCCAACACUGGCCAUGGGCGUCGGUAAAGCAGUCUGCUUCCCACCUGCGUCUGUCGUUCCUAGUGCGGGGUCGACGAUUGAUCUUCUCAGGGUCUCCGGCGCCUCGUCGCUCAUGACCGUCCCCUCGAUCCUCGAAGAUAUCAUGCUUACGGGUGAGCUGGGUAUUCGAGCUCUAAAGGGGCUCGACUUUGUCGCCUUCGGCGGCGGAAUCCUCAAGCCAGCCGUGGGAACACAACUCGCAGCCUCGGGCGUCCGCCUCCUAAACCACUACGGCACGACAGAAACAGGCCCGCUCGCACCGAUCUUCGUCCCAGACGAUACCUACGACUGGCGGUACUUCCGGCUCCGCGACGGCAUGCGUCUACAGCUCGACGAGAUCGCUCCGUUUGGCGACGAGCGCCGAUUCAAACUCACCACGUACCCCUUUGGACUCGGGGCGCCCUUCGAGAUCCAGGAUCAGCUUGUGUGUAACCCGCAGCAUCCGGAGACGGAUUUCAGUGCUGUGGGACGGAACGACGAUACGAUUGUACUUGCGACGGGGGAAAAGGUGCAGCCGCAGAUGCUCGAGGCUGCGCUGUGUGAGUGUCCGCUGGUGAAAGCGGCUGUUGUCUUUGGGGAGAAUCGAUUUGAGAUUGGCGUUAUUGUACAGCCGGUUAGGGAGUUGGUGGAGGAUGAUGAGACUGAGGGAUUCAAGCAAAGUAUUUGGCCGAUUGUUGAGGGUGUUCGUGUGAAGAUGGAUGAGCAUGCGCGGAUCCAAUCGGCCGAGGCUGUUCUCAUUGUCCCGAGUACAGUUAUCCUAGCAAGAACGGAUAAGGGAUCUCUAGCACGCAAGGACGUGUAUAAGAUGUUCGAGGCUGAGAUCGUGCAGGUGUACGAGAAGCUCGAAUCCGCGGGUCCGGCCCAGGUACUGCAGUGGGAUACGCUCGAGCAGGACUUGACGGCACUCAUCUCAAACUGUGUCGACUGGAAGGAUGACUGGACCUCUGAAGACGAUUUCUUCGAGCGCGGGAUGAAGUCUCUCCAGGCGGUUCGCGUCCGUCGUGCCCUGGUCAUUGCUGUGACUCGGUCGUUUGAGGGGGUCAUUCGACCGGAGUGCAUCACUCGCGAGUUUGUCUAUUCACACCCUUCUGUGCGUAGUAUGGCGGAGUUCUUCCGCGGUGCUCUGAAGCAGACCAAUGGUGACGUGUCGCCAGAUGCUGAUGCCGAGGUGGAUGCUUUCGUGCACAAGUACAUCCUCGACCGGCCGAGUGCGACUCCCCCUAAGCAGCAAGCAGUGGUGCUGCUAACAGGCGCGACGGGGAGUCUGGGCUCGCACUGCCUCGUCUCCCUCCUCGACUCUCCGCAGGUCAAAAGGGUAAUCUGUCUCGUUCGGCCUGAUCCCUCGACAGACGCCAGAUCUCGGCUACAGAGAUCCCUCGAGGCGAAACAGCUCCGUCUCCCAAAACUCCAUCUGUCCAGGCUCGACGUCCUCGAAUGCACCACAGCAACCGACCUCCUCGGUCUGUCCUCAGAAGAGUACACCACUCUAAUCAACUCAGUAACGCACAUCCUCCACAUGGCCUGGCCCAUGGACUUUCACUGGAAACUCCCCUCCUUCCACUCCCAAUUCCAAACCCUCCACAACCUCCUCACUCUCGCCCGCAAAAUCCACCAAACACGACCCCACAUCAAGCCCCGACUAACAUUCAUCUCCUCCAUCGCGACUGUCGGUCGGUACGCCCGGGUCCACGGGGGGCGAAUCAUCCCCGAGCAACCCGUCGAUUCAGUCGACUGCCUCAACCCAUUCGGGUACGCAGAGGCCAAGCUCGUCUGCGAGCGGAUCCUAGAGCAUGCGCGUGAGAACUAUCCCGAGGAGAUGGAGGUCGGCUACAUCCGUGUUGGGCAGGUCGCGGGGUCCAGCGAGACGGGGUACUGGAAUGGGAAUGAGCAUUUUCCGGCUCUUGUGGCGUCGUCGAAGAGUCUUGGGGGGCUACCGGAGUUGCACCAUACCCUCUCCUGGCUCCCCGUCAACCACGCCGCAAGCGCCAUAUGCGAAAUCCUCCUCUCCCCCACCCCCCUAUCGCUAAUCCACCACCUCGAAAAUCCCAUCCGCCAAUCCUGGCACGACCUGCUGCGUAUCCUCUCCGACGAACUCAACAUCCCUCAAAUAUUACCCAUAGACCAGUGGCUAGACCGGGUCUGGAAUACACCCAUCGAGAACAACAAUCCCGCGAAGAAGCUGUAUGAUUUCUUCGCGGAUGAUUUUCUGCGGAUGGCGUGUGGUGAGGUUGUUAUGGGAACGGAGUGUGCGAGGGGGGUUUCGAGGACGCUGAGGGGGAUGGAUGCUGUAAGUGCUGAGACAGCUAGGGGAUAUGUGAGGUAUUGGAGGGGGGUUGGGUUGUUGAAGUAG